AUGUCCGAUUCGACUUUAAACUCUAAUUCUCCGGCGAUUCCGUCCCCCACCAAGCCUGAAUUGCUUCGCGCGCUUGAGUUCCAUCUGGGUUCUUCUUUCAGCGUCGAUCCGAUAACUCCUCCACCAAACCCUCUAAUCAUCGUGAUCAGCGGAGCAAGCGGCGUCGGAAAAGAUGCGGUGAUUAACAAACUCCGAGAAGCUCGUGAAAGUUUACAUUUUGUGGUGACUGCUACGAGCCGUCCGAUGCGUCCAGGAGAGAUCGACGGGAGAGAUUACUUCUUCGUCUCGAAAGAUGAGUUUUUGUCAAUGGUGGAGAAAGAUGAGCUUCUCGAGCACGCUCUAGUUUACGGCGAUUACAAAGGGAUCCCUAAGAAGCAGAUUCAGGACUUCAUGGCUAAAGGGUGUGAUAUUGUUUUGAGAGUCGACGUUCAAGGAGCUCAGACGCUAAGGAAGAUUCUUGGGAACUCAGCGGUGUUUGUAUUCCUCGUGGCGGAGAGUGAGCUUGCGAUGGUUGAGAGGUUGGUUGAUCGGAGAACGGAGAGUCAUGAGGAGUUGCUUGUUAGAGUUACGACGGCGAGAGAAGAGAUUAGGCAUGUCAAGGAUUUUGAUUACGUAGUGGUGAAUGCGAAAGGGAAGCUUGAAGAUUCGGUUAAGCGUGUUGAAUCUAUUAUUGAUGCUGAGAAAUCUAAAGUGUCGGAGCUUCAUAAACUGGAGGAAGCUAGAGGCUCAAACGACACCGUUUUCGAUCUUAGAAGCAGUAUUGAGAAAGGAGAUAGCGGCGAAACCGCAGACGCAGCUUCUGUCUCCUCCGCGACCGCGUUUCGGAGAAAAUCAACGGUCCCAGCACCGGAGAAGAAGCUGACGCUAUUCGCUCUAAAACUCGCGAUUCUCGAGAAAACCGCCACCGGAAUCGGAACCCUUGGGUUUAUCUGGGCUACGGUGGUUCUUCUCGGCGGCUUCGCGAUCACGCUCGACGGUUCCGAUUUCUGGUUCAUCACCAUCAUUCUCCUAAUCGAAGGUGCUCGAAUCUUCAGCAGAAGCCACGAGCUCGAAUGGCAGCACCAAGCCACGUGGACCGUCGCCGGCGUCGGACUCAGCAGCUUCCGCGCUCUCCGAUCAAGCUCCGCUUCACUUCUCAGGAAUCUAAAACAAAUCAGUGCAUCGAUCUUCAUGCCGAUUCUAGGCAACCGAUCUCGAGAAGCGACGACGUCACGAGACUGCGUCGCUCGAGAAUCGACGUUCGACGAGACGUGGAACAACAACUCAGACGUACCUCUCCUUCCAUACGCGAGAUGGUUCUUCAUCUCCUCCACAGUGAGUCGAUUCCUCUACUGGCUCCAGCUAAUGUCCGCGACGGCCUGCGUGGCUCUCUCUCUAUACAAGCUCGUCAAGCACGACUACGGAGACGUACACAAAGGAGACACGGACAAGAGGAACAGACAAUCCGCUCUCAACAUCUUCUACUCGCUCGCUCUCGCCGAGGCGAUGCUGUUUCUUAUGGAGAAAGCUUAUUGGGAGUGGCAAGUCAGUGUUUGUAAUCUGCUUGAGAACGUGACGAGAGAGUGUGAGUUUGGUGUUACUGGUUUAGUCUCCAUCAAGAGGUUUUUCUAUGAUUCUUACUCAAAGUGUGUCAAUGGGAGUAUCUUUGAUGGUUUGAAGAUGGAUAUUGUGAGCUUUGGUAUGGAGCUUUUGGGAUCAAACUCUUCCGAUGAACAGCUCAUCGGAGCUAGAAUUCUCAGGCAGUUCUCUGUGAAUGAACGUUACUCUGAGGAUACUCUUGAGAAGAUCGGAAUCAACUUCCCUGUCGUCGAAAGGUUGGUGGAGAUGUUGAAUUGGAAAGAUCUGCAAGAGGAAGAGAUAAGGAGAUCAGCGGCUGAGAUACUGUCGAAACUCGCCGGGAAAAAGCAGAACUCUUUAAGAGUCGCUGGGAUCUCUGGAGCAAUGGAAUCGAUUUCAUCGUUGUUAGAGAGCACGAGGUCAUCAGGUGAAGCACCUGAUGAGAUUGGAGAGAAGAAAGUGUUCCAUGACCAUAACCUACACUACGAUUUCUAUAGAUUCAACAAUUUGGGACUCUUGCUUCUGAAGAAGCUAGCCAAAGAUCACGACAACUGUGGGAAGCUAGGCAACACGAGAGGUCUUCUCCCGAAGAUUAUUGAUUUCACACACGUGGACCAAGCUGUAUUGAGAGAUGAUAACGCAGACGUUGCUAGGUCGCAGGUUCUGACGCUGAAACGGUCGCUUCAGCUGGUGAAAAUGUUAGCUAGUACAACAGGGAACACAGGGAAAUGCCUCCGGAGAGAGAUCUCGGAGAUUGUAUUCACAGUGAGCAACGUGAGGGACGUGCUGAGACACGGUGAGCGAUACCCGAAGCUGCAGAAGCUCGGGAUCGGGAUCUUGACGAACCUAGCGCUUGAGGCGGAAGCAAGGGAGAGAAUUGGAGGAACUGGUGGGGUGUUGAAAGAGCUGUUCAACAUUUUCUUGAAACAGGACACAGAUAGGGACGAUCAUGGGGGUGAAGGAGGUGUGAGGAUCGCUGCAGGAGAAGCGAUAGCGAUGCUUGUGUUGGAGAGCAAGAGCAACUGUCUACAUGUGCUUAGGCUUGGUGUUACGGGAAGGCUUGUGGAAGCACUUGAAGUUCCUUCGAUCCGUGUUAACGCUGCAAGAGUGUUGAGAAACUUGUGCUUGUUCUCUGGAGAUGAAUGCUUCCAUGACCUCAAGUUCGUUAAAGCAGCUGCACCAACGGUGUUGAAGUCAAUAACAUCAGAAGACAAUAAACUUCAGGAAGUGAUGGUGGGAUUAGCAGCACAAGUGUUUAGAUUCAUGAGUGCGGAGGAUUCGAGCUAUGUUUUCAUGGAUUCAGGGGUCAAGAGGAAGGAACUAGCGAACUCGUUGGUUUCGAUUCUUAGAAAGCACGACAAGCCGGCGAUCAAGGUUCCGAGGAUCAGGAGGUUUGCGAUCGAGCUGGCGGUUUGGAUGAUGGAGGAUGAUGUGGAGAACAAUGUAGCGGUGUUUAGAGAGCUGGGUCUGGAGAAAGAGCUUGAGAAGGUUCUUGAAACUACGGCUGAGCUUGAGAACUUUGAUGUUUUCUCCGGUACUGUUGGUGUGAGCCGUCAUAGUAGAACGGUCCAUUCGUUAGCCGAGCUAGCUUUGAAGAUUCUUGAAUCAUAA
Messenger RNA from Microthlaspi erraticum, 3168 nucleotides. The record is from the annotation of a GenBank genome assembly. Lineage: Eukaryota; Viridiplantae; Streptophyta; Magnoliopsida; Brassicales; Brassicaceae.